AAGCACUGGUAUCAACUCAGAGUACGUUGUUUUUUCCCCCUUUUUUGUGAAGAAAUCAGAAAUUAGAAAUGGGGGAUAGAUACAAUCGCUUCAACCCACAAAAAUUUCGCCAGAAAAACAUGUUCUUGCCGAUGCUCUGUUCUAAGCCGGCGAUCAAAGACGGCCGGCUGCCCAGUUGCGAUGUGGCCCGUACAGAGUCCUUUUCCGGCGACCCUUUAUCGCCGAGAAUCGGAUGUAUGGGUCAAGUUAAGCGGAAUAACAGAGUUGCAGGCCUUCCGAUUUCUCACAGGAUUUUGAUUUCAACCAAGAACGCCGUUCUCAGCAACAAAAAAGGCAGCAACGCCAAUGUAGGUUACUUCAAGCUGAAGAAAUUUUUCUCCAGCAAAAAUCUCUUGGUUUCCCCCUCCACCACCGGAACCAGCAUCACCAGGUCUACCGCUGCCGCCGCAUCGAUAUCUACGGCGGGUGUCAACUGUUGUGGGAGCAGAAGAAGACCGGCCUUAAAUGCUGCAAUUUCGGGUAAGAAAUGUGUUACUGAAAACGGGAAUUGUGAUUCAUUUAGCGUUGUGGAUUUGGAUCCGCCGUUGCCGGUGGUCCGGCGAGUGCAGAAGGCAGGAGAAGAAAGAGGGGAAAUGGAGAAUCUUUGGAAGAGGAGGUCAGGUGGCAUUGUAUUACAGAGCUUACAGAUUCAACAAACCCAUCUUCCAAAGCAUCGGCUUCAGAUUACGAGUGUUUGAAGAGAAAACUUGGAUAUGGGCGAUCAUAGAUUCAACGGAGAGUUCUGUAAAUGAUCCGUUCUCUUGUUCUUCGUUCUAGUUUUGAUUGUCUCAAUCACAGGAAGCUAAAGACUGUGAUUGUAGCUCACUGUUCAUAUAUAUUUUUCUUCAAGUUUCAAUUUUGUGUGAUA
Cucurbita pepo subsp. pepo (vegetable marrow) is the source of this 907-nucleotide messenger RNA. RefSeq lists its product as uncharacterized. The record is from RefSeq and is a predicted model, not a curated record. Lineage: Eukaryota; Viridiplantae; Streptophyta; Magnoliopsida; Cucurbitales; Cucurbitaceae.